GUUUUGAGGGGACUCGGAGCCGAGAUCGUCCACACGUCCAGCGCUCGCUUCGACUCCCCUGAGUCUCACUUCGGCGUCGCGUCACGCCUUAAAAACGAGAUCCCCAACUCCCACAUCCUGGACCAGUACCGUAACCCGAGCAACCCACUGGCCCACUACGACACCACAGCGGAGGAGAUCCUGGAGCAGUGUGACGGUAAACUGGACAUGCUGGUGGCGGGAGCAGGGGCGGGGGGGACGAUCACAGGCGUCGCCCGCAAGCUGAAGGAAAGGUGCCCCAACAUCAAAAUAGUCGCUGUUGACCCAAAAGGCUCCAUCCUGGCGGAGCCAGAGGAGCUUAACAAGACGGAUAAGACCCAGUACGAGGUGGAGGGCAUCGGGAAUGACUUCAUCCCCACCGUGCUCGACCGGUCGGUCAUGGAUAGCUGGUACAAGUCGGAUGACGAGGAGUCCUUCAACAUGUCUCGCAUGCUGAUGCGAGAGGAGGGCCUGCUGUGCGGUGGCAGCUCCGGGACGGCCAUGGCAGCUGCAGUACACGCCGCCAAGGAGCUCAAGGAGGGCCAGCGCUGUGUGGUCAUCCUGCCGGACUCCAUCCGCAACUACAUGUCCAAGUUCCUGAGUGACAAGUGGAUGGUCCAGAAGGGCUUCCUGAGUGAGGAGGACCUCAUGGUGAAGAAACCAUGGUGGUGGAACCUGAAGCUGAAGGCUUUGAACCUCUCUGCUCCCCUCACCGUGCUGCCUACCGUCAAUUGUCAGAGGACCAUCAAAAUCCUGAAGGAGAAGGGCUUCGACCAGGCUCCUGUGGUGGAUGAGGCUGGGUUGAUCCUGGGCAUGGUGACUUUAGGGAACAUGUUGGCCUGUAUUCUAGCUGGGAAGAUCAAGGUGUCCGACCCCGUCAGCAAAGUGCUCUACAAGCAGUUCAAACAGAUUCGUCUCACUGAUCAUUUGGGAAAGUUAUCUCGCAUUCUGGAGACGGACCACUUUGCGCUGGUGGUACAUGAACAGAUCCAAUACUUGACGGACGGGUCUCCGUGUCUGAAGCAGAUGGUUUUCGGGGUGGUGACGGCAGUCGACCUGCUCAACUUUGUGACAGGGCGGGAAAGGAGGGAGCGAUCCAUGUCGUAGUCCACGGACGAGCUGAACUAAACUGAUCCAAAUAACAUUUCUCUCACUUACAUAACACAAUAACAACUUUGGUUAGAUGUGUCUCAAACAUGGCGCGUCAUAUUUUGAGGGUUUUUGAUUGAGGUUGCUUAUUUAGAAAAAUAAAAUUCCAUUUGAUAUUUUUGCGGGUUUACUUACAAUAUUACUUAUUGUAGGUUGUUGUGGCGUUCACAGCAAAACUUUGUUACUUGUAGAAGUUUUCUGUCUAAAAUCUAAAAUGGAGGCAUCUGUGUUGCUGAUUUAAUUGUCUGAAUAAUACAAGAUUGUAUUUGCUUUGGCCCUUUGUUUCAAUCAAACAUCAGAUAUAGGAAAGGUUAGUACAAAAUCUAUUUUCAUUUGAUUCAUAAAGAAUAGACAGUAGAUUGCUGUUGUACAUGCACACAUUAUAUUUCCAGUGCUGCUCAUGUCCUCUGGAAAUAUAAUGUGUGCUGCUCCCAUCCACGCAGAGCUCCCCCCCGUCACUGACUUCAGGGAAGCGUGCUGCCGCCAGUAUGAGUUGGGGUGAGUCACACCCGGUCAGUGUUGUGGGAGAAUUUGGUGAACUACAAAUUGUGAGUGUCACACUGUGGGUGUUAAGGGGCUCCAGAAGAAGGCAGCAGAGACAACUCAGUGCGGGUCGAAUAUAUUUUAAUUAUUAUUUUCAGGUCCGGCACUCACUCGCCGCCUCACUGGGUCAUAUAUGGGGACACAAAUAGUCGUUAUUUCCCCAGCUGAGGCUCAUUGCCUCCACCUGGCCCCGUUCCCAGAGCCACUCCCCCUCUCUCCCCCCCCCCUGCAGCCGAGCCGAAACCACGCCCGCCACCACAGUGAGUCUCUCAGCAAUUCUAUGUGUGACCUUUCUUGAGAAACCUGUGACCUGUGCGAGUUCACGAUGGCAUCCUGUCUAAACGGAGGGACCCACACAUGCCUUAACUGAUCCGUAGCCUGUUUUGUUAUCUGUCGUGGAUUAGUGAUUGAUUGGCCGCCAUUAAGGGAGGGUCAGCUUUACGACAUCUGGGUUUUUCCUUACGUUCCAUUGUACCGGGGGUUUCUGCGGAGACAGCACAGGUCCCUCUUCAAGGUGUGAAUUUUACUCAUUUGACUUCUGUGUCUCUUUAUCAUUUUUCUAUAUUGUAGUUAGUAAUAAAUACUUAAUCAUAAAGCGAGUUCAAGAUACUUUUGAUUCCUCGCAAGGCUUCAAUUUCCCCCACAGUCAGCAUUGGCAUGUCCUCUAAUGUAGAAAAUUCCAUUUUAAUAUGAAGGAUUUCCUGGGAAUAAUGUACUGUCCAAUCAUAAUAGUAGUCCUGUUCCAAUAUUUCUGUAAUUGUAAAAAAGAAGAUGACACCUUACAGUCUGCAAAUACAAACUGACUUUGAAUGACUGAGAAUCUUUGUGUAGAAUAGUUGGAUUUUGUGGCGUUAGUUUAUCUAACCUUGCUGGGAUGAUCUAGAAAAGGCUUCAGUUGAUCACUGAAAACACGACCACUGCACUGUGAUAAUUAUUACCUUUUACAUUGAGGGGGGGGGGGGGGGGCGGCGUUGAUAAAGAUAAAAUGUUCUACUUGGUGGACUUUUUCUCAUGUCAAUACAAGUCAAGAAAGUUUGAACCUACCCUGUUUUCUCGAGGGGACUUCUGCAACUUAUGCACCCCAAACCCAUCUCGCUGGAACUUCGAAGUUUGAGGGAGCGAGAGCGCUCUGGAAGGUUCUGAAUGAAUUCACCACCGACCCACACAAUGUCCUACGAAACCCUCCCGACCCCAGCAGUGUUAACAAACAUUUCCUUUGUUGUUAAAUCGUUGACAGUGUUUUUCUUUUAUUCCCUUUGUUUAAGACGAGCUUGUGUCGCUUUCUCAAUAAAACAGUUUUGUAAUUCUGCACUGGCGCCGCUUGUUUA
Pungitius pungitius (ninespine stickleback) is the source of this 3038-nucleotide messenger RNA. Its product is annotated as cystathionine beta-synthase-like. The record is from RefSeq and is a predicted model, not a curated record. Lineage: Eukaryota; Metazoa; Chordata; Actinopteri; Perciformes; Gasterosteidae. The transcript has 10 exons. Gene Ontology annotation, cellular component: cytoplasm. Bases 208 to 1125 code for a protein of 305 amino acids. Gene Ontology annotation, molecular function: cystathionine beta-synthase activity.